AUGGGAAUAUUUUUAUGGGGCUACGUGGUGUACUCGAGACUCGACACGACCCUCCAAGAGUGGGUGGACGCCCUUGAAAUCUGGCAAGUUUAUUUGGGAUUGUACGUGUUGAUAUUUGCGUCGAUCGUGGUGAUCAUAGCUCCGUUUUUGUCGUGUUUCGCCGUCUACCAGGAGCUCAGCCAACUACUCAUGGCGAACGCCGGUGUACAUCUGUUUUCGUUCUUCGUCCUGUUGUUGGGAUCAGCUGUAUUGCUGGAAAACACCACGACGGGGUCUGGAAUCGUGUCAUCGAUCAGGGAAAGUAUGAUGAACUUGAUAAUGCAAUCGCAAAACGAGUACGCUACGAACACUCUGAACAUGAUCCAAGAAUCUAUCGGAUGUUGUGGAGCCGACGGACCCAACGACUACUUGUCGCUGAGGAAAGCUUUGCCCACCGAGUGCAGGGACACGGUAACCGGUAACGCGUUCUUCUAUGGCUGUGCCGACGAAGUGACCUGGUUCUUGGAGGACAAAUCCCGGUGGACUACCAACAUAGCCAUAUCUAUAGCCGCUUUGGAGAUGCUCAUAUCCGUUCUUAGCGUGAUUUUAGUCAGGGCUCUGCAAAAGGAAGAAAAAUUCAACUACAACCGAUGA
Molecule: messenger RNA, 633 nt
Organism: Macrosiphum euphorbiae (potato aphid)
Lineage: Eukaryota; Metazoa; Arthropoda; Insecta; Hemiptera; Aphididae
Source: the annotation of a GenBank genome assembly